Messenger RNA from Myodes glareolus (Bank vole), 1877 nucleotides. It is a transcript of the gene Wnt11, whose product is annotated as Wnt family member 11. Gene Ontology annotation, molecular function: frizzled binding; cytokine activity. Lineage: Eukaryota; Metazoa; Chordata; Mammalia; Rodentia; Cricetidae. Gene Ontology annotation, biological process: multicellular organism development; canonical Wnt signaling pathway; neuron differentiation. Gene Ontology annotation, cellular component: extracellular region. The record is from RefSeq and is a predicted model, not a curated record.
CUUGGGCGGGCGGGCGGACGCCGCAGAUCAUUCAGGGAGACUGGAGAACUCGGUAGAACCGUGAGCGCAAGCCAGAGAGACGAGCAUAGCCAAGAGCUGCCGGCUUCAGCUCCCCGAGUGCCAGGAUCCCUUGCGCCCUGCUGUGCGGCGUCUGGCAGAGACUGUCCUCGCUGCUCCCGCAGGCCGGGGCCGCAUUCCCAGUUCCCGAGGGCGGCCGGAAGCUCCACGAGAGUACCCCGAAGGCGGCGUGCGCGCAGGACCGGCAGUGGUGGCCUGCAGACGGCAGACUUCGGCGGGGCUCCGGCAGGGUGCGACCCCCGAGAGCGCCGGGCGCGCGCGACGAUGAGGGCGCGGCCGCAGGUCUGCGAGGCUCUGCUCUUCGCCCUGGCGCUCCACACUGGCGUGUGCUAUGGCAUCAAGUGGCUAGCACUGUCCAAGACGCCAGCAGCUCUCGCGCUCAAUCAGACGCAACACUGCAAGCAGCUGGAGGGCCUGGUGUCUGCGCAGGUGCAGCUCUGCCGCAGCAACCUGGAGCUCAUGCGCACCAUCGUGCACGCGGCGCGGGAGGCCAUGAAGGCCUGCCGCAGGGCCUUCGCCGACAUGCGCUGGAACUGCUCCUCCAUCGAGCUCGCCCCCAACUACCUGCUUGACCUGGAGAGAGGUACCCGGGAAUCAGCCUUCGUGUAUGCCCUGUCGGCCGCCACCAUCAGCCACACCAUCGCCCGGGCCUGCACCUCUGGCGACCUGCCCGGCUGCUCUUGCGGCCCUGUCCCAGGUGAGCCACCCGGGCCCGGGAACCGCUGGGGAGGAUGUGCGGACAACCUCAGCUACGGGCUCCUCAUGGGGGCCAAGUUUUCCGAUGCUCCUAUGAAGGUGAAAAAAACGGGAUCCCAAGCCAAUAAACUGAUGCGUCUACACAACAGUGAAGUGGGGAGACAGGCUCUGCGUGCCUCCCUGGAAACCAAGUGUAAAUGUCAUGGAGUGUCUGGCUCCUGCUCCAUCCGCACCUGUUGGAAGGGGCUGCAAGAACUGCGGGAUGUGGCUGCUGACCUCAAGACCCGCUACCUGUCGGCCACGAAGGUGGUGCACCGGCCUAUGGGCACCCGCAAGCACUUGGUGCCCAAGGACCUGGAUAUCAGGCCUGUGAAGGACUCAGAACUGGUGUAUCUACAGAGCUCCCCGGACUUCUGUAUGAAGAAUGAGAAAGUGGGAUCCCACGGGACCCAAGACAGGCAGUGCAACAAAACCUCCAACGGCAGUGACAGCUGCGACCUCAUGUGCUGUGGGCGCGGCUAUAACCCCUACACGGACCGCGUGGUGGAGCGGUGUCACUGCAAGUACCACUGGUGCUGCUACGUCACCUGCCGCAGGUGUGAACGCACCGUGGAGCGCUACGUCUGCAAGUGAGGCUGCGCGCGCUUUGCCCCUGCGCAGGGGUGCCGAUCCCCCCGAGGACCCACUGAAGGACCUGGAGACCCCGUGGACUUCCCUGCCGAUCCCAGAUGCCAGGCGUGGGAGGAGGCUUGUGCUGUGACUCCAUUUGGAAGCCACCGGGAACAGGAGGCCUGGUCGCCCUGGGAGGGCCGGGGCAUCAAAGGAAACCGAUAGGAUUAAAAAUAACCUGGCAGCCUGGGGCCUGAGUGCCCACAUGUUGCCUUCCAGGCUGCUCCAAAAAGCCAGGGCAGGGAUGGGUAGGACUGUGUGCGUUUGACCUUUCAAGGCCAGAAAGACCAGCCUCCCAGAAUGUUCUUUGGGACCCUGUGCCCACCACAUGGAACCACUAACUUGGGUUGUAAAUUUUUAUUUUUCUUUCCCCUCUCCUUUGGGAUGCGGGAGUUACAGAAAUAUUUAUAAAAUAUAGCUUUUUCUUUGGGGUG